Messenger RNA from Diversispora eburnea, 822 nucleotides. NCBI's taxonomy places the organism in Eukaryota, Fungi, Glomeromycota, Glomeromycetes, Diversisporales, Diversisporaceae. The record is from the annotation of a GenBank genome assembly.
AUGGGGACUAGAUAUGGUCACGAGGUAUUGAAAAAUCAACAGCUUAUUAAGAAGGGUUUACCUGUCAAUGAGUAUUUAUAUAAAGUUCCCAAACCCGGUGAACGGUUUAGUUACAUUGUAGUAGUACCUGAAGAAAUUUAUAAUAAUUGCGGAAAAAAAAUAUCACAGAAAAAAGGAAACUGUAUGGAAUAUCCAGAUGUGGUAAAAAGGUUUAACAAGAAAAUAAAUAUUGAUUAUUAUACCGAGAGUUUAUUUGCUCUUUGUGCCCGUUUUAUAAAUUAUGAUGAUAAAUACCAACCAUCACCCGAAUCUCUGGCAAAAGCCUUGGAUCAUAAAAAGAAAUCAAAGGAGAAGAAAUCAAAAAACGUUGAGGAUUUAUUGCAAAGCAGUGACUCUCUGAAUCUAGAUGAAGAUGAAAUAGCAAAUAUCAAAGAUGUGGAGUCGCAAAAAUUGGCUAAAAAGUGGCUUAAAAAUUAUAUCAAGAACUUAUGUGAUACCCCGAAAAAAGAUGAAACCAUUAUCUUCCAUUUAUGGAAAGAUACCACCACUCACGCUGAAAAAAUAUGUUCUGGCAUUAGUGAAGUUGACAUGACUAGGUCUUCAGACAUCUCUAUGAGAUAUAAUGAUUACCUUAAUGCAUUAGAUAGGAUUGCAAGUUCUACUUAUUCGAAAUUAUCAGAUUUACUUUCAAAAUUGUCUAAGCUUAAUAUGGAUUAUAGAAAUGCGAUAUACGAAUUAAUUGUGCAAGCACAGAAAUACAAGCCUGAUAUUAUGAUUUUGGAAGAAUAUAUAUUUCGAUUUAAUCUGGAAUCGGAGUGUGAG